This is a messenger RNA of Parascedosporium putredinis, 708 nucleotides long. Lineage: Eukaryota; Fungi; Ascomycota; Sordariomycetes; Microascales; Microascaceae. The record is from the annotation of a GenBank genome assembly.
AUGCUAUUUUCCGUCGCUGGCAUUGAUGACAUGGAGCUUCACCCGAGCACUGUUCAACAAUCAGCCCGAGCCCCGGGUUCUCAAUUCCACUCGCUGGAGGGCGGCUAUUCGUCGGCUAUCCAGGACGCACCUUUAAGUGAUGAGCGGCGCAUGCUAUGCAGCGGGACCGCUUGGUCCGACGGUCAAAGGGCCCUAACAUCUGCUAUUGCUAGGGAGAUUGCAAGCCACGGUUACGUUGUUGUGACAAUCGAUCACUCUUAUGAAGGUCCCGUCGUGGAACUUCCCGAUGGAACGGUCUAUAAAGCUGUCGAGAUAGAUGCCGACAAUUCAACUGUGAUUGAGACGGUCACUCGACUCCGCGCCAAGGACUACUCCUUUGUUCUCUCCCACUUUAUCCAGAACCCUGUUCCUGGCAUCAAUCUCAACCACGUAUUCGGGACUGGCCAUUCUCUUGGAGGUGCUACAGCAGCCGUAGCUAUGGCUUCAGACAAACGUAUCAUCGGCGGCGUCAAUUUUGAUGGCCUAAUCGCUAACCCUGCCCUCGAUAGCGACGCCCUUCCUUCUGAAGCAAUACCUGAUUUGAAGACUGUCUUUGGUAGCCUUUUAUUCUCUAAAGCUGCCCCAAUCAUGGCCGAGAUUGUGCAAGCGGUUGUGGAUCUGGCGACACAUGGUUGGAGUAGGAUAUCCGGCAUCUACCGAUGGUAUUAA